AUGGCGUCGCUGUCGAUGACGAGCGCCGCAGCGGCGCGCGCGCAGUGGACGCCGAGGCAGAACAAGCUGUUCGAGCAGGCGCUGGCGGUGUACGACAACGACACGCCGGACCGGUGGCACAACAUCGCCCGCGCCGUCGGCGGCGGCAAGUCCGCCGAGGACGUCAGGCGCUACUACGACCUGCUGGAGCAGGACGUCGGCCGCAUCGAGUCCGGCAAGGUGCCCUUCCCGGCCUACCGCUGCGCCACCGGCUACGGGGCCGCCUGA
Messenger RNA from Miscanthus lutarioriparius, 267 nucleotides. The record is from the annotation of a GenBank genome assembly. Lineage: Eukaryota; Viridiplantae; Streptophyta; Magnoliopsida; Poales; Poaceae.